Exophiala dermatitidis NIH/UT8656 is the source of this 7151-nucleotide messenger RNA. RefSeq names its product cholesterol oxidase. Gene Ontology annotation, molecular function: oxidoreductase activity, acting on CH-OH group of donors; flavin adenine dinucleotide binding. The transcript has 11 exons. The record is from RefSeq and is a predicted model, not a curated record. Bases 3089 to 6913 code for a protein of 1274 amino acids. NCBI's taxonomy places the organism in Eukaryota, Fungi, Ascomycota, Eurotiomycetes, Chaetothyriales, Herpotrichiellaceae.
CUUCUCUGCCAGUGUCGUGGUGAAGAAUUGAGUUGUUUGUUCCUAAAGAGAAGGUAUUAGGGUUGAGGGUUUUUGUACACAGCAGGUCUAGGAUCUGCUAGUCGUAUGCCUACUUAGUGGUAGAGGAACGUCUUCGCUAUAGCUGUGGCUCAAAGCCUGGUGGUGCUCUGGCGCGUCGCGUGCUUGCCAUUCUAAAUUGGACUCACCUAGAUACCUACAACGUGUAGGUUCAUGUACUGGGAAGCAAAUGACGCGCGCUGCGCAAAUCCUUCUGCCCGCCGACAGCCGUUUCAACCCAAUCUUGAAUCUUGAAUCAAUCUUCAGGGAUCCCUUCUCUUGAGCAGACUAGUCAUCACUUGCCUCCUUGUCUUCCGGUAGCUUCAGAGCAAGCGGGUGGGCAUUCGAGGCGAGAGGCUGCACGGUCAUCGACAGCAGCACCAGCUCUCGCACGAGCUUGAGUCGCAUAUGGACAACGAAGACUUCCUCCCGCCGCCACCUCGUGGGCCCCCACCACUACUAGACGAAGCGCAACUACUUCGUCUGGCACAGCAGGGAUGGCUAUUCCUUGAGCUACCGGCCACCCUCUCGCAAAGCAUGUCCGGCCUCUUUAAAGCGUCGUCGAGAUACUUUGAUCUCCCGGAGUCGGAGAAGAAGGCUUUGUAUCCCUCGGCGCAAGGGACUGAAUUCGGAUACUAUCCUGUCGUGGAUGAGAAGGAAUACAUUACCUUUCGUUGCCGCAUUCACACCACUCCGGCCUCCAGUGCCAUCCCAUCCUCGCAUCUUGUUGAGAGCCUCGAGACAAGCACGGCAGUAGCUUGGCACGGAGCCGGCCUUCUCCUCUUCCGGAUACUCUGUGACAUUGCCCGUGCCAGCGAUCUAGACACCUCUGUGUGGAAUGAUAUACUGGACGGGACGUUGGACCUGCCCGAUUCCGGGGACCGGAUGACCUACACUCUGAUGCGACUCUUUCGCUAUUUCCCUUCUACUGGAAAGGCUGAAGAGCACGCGGACUUGGGGCUACUGACCCUGUGUGUCGGUGAUGGUGCUGGGUUACAGGUAUUGGAUCGCCUCAACUCCUCGCCCGCGCAGCUCACUUGGGUCGAUGCGCCCAUUGGUACACAGUGGGCAGCUAUCUUGGUUGGCCAGACGCUAAAGGCCCUUUCCGCUCAAUCCAUGAAUGCGGGCGCACACAGAGUCGUGGGAAAUCCCCAAGGAAGACACAGUGUUGUGUACGCUCUGCGACACUCUAUGAUGCACGAUGUGGAUUUCAGCCUUUUUGGUGGGGAAGGAAAAAUGACCCCUAAAGAGCUAUGGAGGACCAUCCAGACUGGCAAGGUCAACAUCAAUGCAAGGCAAGAAUUCAGAGAAAUGCAACGCGCGAAGUUGCAAACGUCUACGUCGGUUGUAGAAGGUGCUACAUCUUCCAAGUCAGACGAUGUUAAUGCUAAGCAGGCUGUCUGACAGCAUUCAUCAUUUCGACCGCCUUCUUUGCCAGUAACUCCGCAUCGGGGGGAAAUCUUGCUGAAAGGUAAUUAUAACGGGGAUCUUGAACGACAAAGCUGUGAAGGUCAACGUACGAACCAAACCUGUCAAUUCGAGAUUGCGCGAGUGGUGAACUUACGGUCUAGGGCUGAUGCUACUGGCAAAUUGUUUCUUGUUUGCCAAGUUCUCCUUCACGAUAUCCUCGACCGAGGCUGUCCCUGCCCCAUAUGUCUUGUAGUAAUCCCCGAGGAACAGCUUUGUCGCGUGAAAGAUGCCCUGCUCCAUCACCGCCGGCAACGCUGUGGUGUGGACAUCGUGCAAGAUGCUUCUGCCUUCGGUGGUGGACGCCAUUGCCAAUACCUGCACGCCGUGGCAUAUGGCUGCCAGACAUUUGCUGGACGGUUUCUUCGUGUUUGGAAAGUAGCUUUUGAGGAGAUAAUGAACGCGUGGCGAGUCAAUUAUCUGACGCACGCCUUUCUCGUGGCCGCCUGGGAGGAAAACGAGGUCAUAAUCCUCCAGGUUGAAUUCGAAGUCUAUCCACGACAAAGGCCUCUGAAAAUUUGGGGACGUGGUCGACAGCGCCGCAUACGCUGUUCUGGCGGCUCCGUUGGCUCCUAGCAGAGUCCCGGUCCACCCGGAGAGCAUUCUAUCGUCACACCUCGGCGAUUGUCCAGUUUCCGUGGCAAAGAAGACCUCAAAUCCUGCGUUCUCAAACACCUGCCAUGGAAUAGCUGUUUCUGUCUACCAUCAGCGAGUGUACGGGUGCCGCAGAAGUCGCAGUUUGAGAUACCAGUGGGGUCGUGGCCAUAGUCGGCCAUGAGGAAUAUGACUUUAGGCGCCAUUGUGAGCGCGCUCAGAUCUUCGCCAACACUGGAACUGUCGCUGCUAGCUGAAAUUUUGAUGCCGCGAGCUUACCUAGGAUCGAAGACAGGAGACUCUGGAGCGGGAUGGCAUUGCAAAGCACUUUCACAUGUCAAACAGCAUGGAGCCUCACAUACCCCGCGAUACGAAGGAGCGUCAGAAGCAGCCUUCAAGCUCAGCUGAGGCUGAUGAGCCACCACUGCAUGCAGACACGGGAGGCCCCAGGAGUAACUGACAGUCAGCCAGCCAGACAGGGUGCUUACAACGUUGUACAGUACGAGAGGCCUUGUCUGGAUCUGCUUCGGUGGCACAUUUUUCCGCUCCGGGUCCAGGGGUACGCCGCUCGUCUUACUUUGCAGACUUUCAAGUUACACAUCCCUCCUUGACCAUGAAGGCCUGGGCCUGACCUAAGAUACGUUCCUCCUAUGGCAGAAGAUAUGCGUCAGUGCUGGACAUGUUUCCUCAUGCACAGUGCGAUUGUCCUGUGUUACCCAUGGCGGACGUCCAAUCCCUGUUCAAUUUUCACAUGCUCAAAAGACCCCAGCCCGUGGAUUGAAGCCAGCCCCGAGGGCACCGGUGGGUUUGAACACUUGCUGUAUCAUCAACCAUGUAACUUGUCUGCAAGCUCAGCUCAUCAUAUCAAGUACCCGUGCGGUUCGCUGAUACUCCCCAGGUAUAAAAUUAUCUUGUCCAUUUCUUCCUCAUUCACGUUCGUUGCGUCUCAUAACCUGCCUCUACUGCUUGUAUGAUGGAUUCAGAAUCCCAGAAAGUGGCCGGCAAUGGCAGCGAGACGAAAAGCUUGAGUCAGAGCAGCAGCUCUGGUGUCUCUGCCUCCACCCCAGGUCCACAGUCACCAACCUUCCCGGCACCCCCGUAUCGUGUCGGAACCACCGAGCCAGGAGGUCCACUGUCUCGAUCGCAGUCCAAACUCGAGGCAAGCGAUUAUCAUGGUGGUAACAACAACUUCCCUAGGCUCUCCCGGCCUGUCGAAUUACUACGGCACACCUAUGAUGUCGUGGUAAUCGGGUCCGGAUACGGAGGAGGUGUUGCAGCCUCACGUAUGGCAAGGGCUGGACAGUCAGUCUGUGUUCUCGAACGCGGCAAAGAACGAUGGCCCGGGGAAUAUCCUUCAAACCUCGCAGAAGCUGCUCCAGAGAUUGGUGUCUCGGGUUUGUUCGCGCCCGGAGACAAGCCCGGCACACCUGUACAGGUGGGUGAUCCGACAAAACUCUACCAGCUCGUGAUGGGAGCCGGACAGAAUGCCUUUGUGGCCAGUGGCCUUGGAGGCACAAGUCUUCUCAAUGCAAAUGUUUUCUUGGAAGCGGACGACGGUGCGAUGAGCCUUCCUGAAUGGCCAAAAGAGCUUCGGAAGCCGGGCGCUUUGGAUGAAUACUACAAGCGUGCCGCGCAGAUGCUUCAGCCCGAAACAUAUCCGGAUGAUUUUCCUCCCUUGCUCAAAUUGGAACUGCUAAAAAAGCAGGCUGAUUUACUAGGACUGGAAAACAACUUCAAGCGGGUGCCGCAGACCACGAGAUUUGAGAAUGGACCAAACUAUGCAGGCGUUCAAAUGCAAGCCAGCGCUCUCACAGGCAUGGAUAGCACCGGCGUCAACGACGGAAGCAAGUCUUCCACGCUUGUGACAUAUUUGAGCGAUGCAUGGAACUGGGGAGCCGAGAUAUUCUGCGAAUGCGAGGCGCGUUACAUCAAGAAGCAUCCCACCCAGGAAGGAUACCUGGUAUUUUUUGCCUGGCAUGGCAGUAAACGUGGGUUGUUCAAGAGGAACAUCUAUCGUGAUCUGAUGUGGGUGCAUGCGAAAAGUUUGGUAUUUUUGGGCGCUGGAGCCCUUGGAACCACUGAGAUCCUCCUCCGCAGUAAAGCCCUUGGGAUGAAAAUGAGCAACCAAGUCGGCAAGGACAUGAGCGGGAACGGCGAUAUACUUGCUUUCGGGUACAACACGAAGUAUGAAGCGAACGGUUUAGGGAGCGUGUCACCCAGCCCUGACAAACCAGUUGGACCCACGAUUACGGGAGUUAUAGAUUGCCGGGCUCAGGCAAAUCCGCUUGAUGGCUUUGUGAUUGAAGAAGGUGCCAUCACGGAAGCCUUGGUACCCGUACUUCAGGGUAUGCUGGAGGCUCUUCCCGGAAAGAUCUACCCGAAGAACUACACGAUCAGAGACCGACUGCAACAUUUGCUCGCCCGAAAUAUCAGCAGACUGUAUCCUUACGCGCCCAUGGGCGCCCUGGAGAAGUCACAGACUUAUCUGAUCAUGUCGCAUGACAGUAACCAAGCGGUGAUGAGGCUGGGGCCUAAUGACAGACCGACGUUGACCUUUCUGGGAGUUGGACGAAGUGACCAUGUUCGACAUCUCAAUGGAAUACUUGCCAAAGCCACCAAUGCCGUUGGUGGCACAUACAUCAACUCUCCUUUCUUUGCUGCACUUGGAGAGCAGGAGAUCACGGUCCAUAUCAUGGGCGGAGCGACCAUCAGCAGCGACGACACUGGUGUCAAGGGUGCAGUGAACCAAUAUGGCCAAGUCUUGAAAGGAAAGGGGAAAGAAGUCCAUGACGGAAUCAUCGUUGUCGAUGGCGCAGCUCUACCUACAGCGUUGGGCGUCAAUCCUUUCGCGACCAUCACUGCUCUCGCAGAACGGUCUGUCGAGGCAGCUGCGAAGCGGAAUAACGUCAAAGUUGAUCUUCUUACGCAGAAUGGAACACUCAACCUUUUUGGACGACCCGCCCAUCAACAGCCAAUGAGCAAGGAACUUCGCAAAGCUGACCGUAUCAUCGACCUAGCGCGCGCUUCCGAGUCCGAGGGGAUCGAAUUUGCAGAGGUCAUGACGGGUUUUAUCAAUAUUGAAGACCAAGUUGAUACUGGAAAUGAAGCAUCCGACUUCGCCGUCGCAACUGACGCUGCCCAGGCAGCGGGAAGCAGUGCGAGGUUUUUCCUCAAUUGUCAUGCUUGGGAUACUGACCAACUGAUCGGACGGUCAAAUCAUCCUGCAAUGCUCACGGGUACAUUUACCUGUGCCGGUCUGCCAGGAUCCCCGUUCAUGGUUCUACGAGGGGCUUUCAACCUGUUCAAUGUAGACCAACGGACUCCAGAUACGACCAACCUGACCUAUGAUUUUGACAUGGUGUCUACCCGUGGCGAGAUCAUCCACUUCCAUGGCUACAAGAUUGUGGAUCAAUCCAUUGCGUUCAAGCCUUGGUCAACCUGGAAAGCAACAUCCACGCUUUAUGUGACAUUGACCAAAGGCGAUCAAACUGUAGGAAGAGGGACUUUGCACAUCGAGCCUCAAGACUUCGCGGCCGAGCUGUCCACCUUCACACCACAUGGUCCUACCACGCUAUCGAAGCUGUUCUCGACCGGGAAAUUCCUGACCUUUUUCGCCGCACAAGUCUUGACCAACUUUCUAGGUCCGUUGGGAAUUAUGCAGUAUCCGACGACCACAUUUGAAGGUUAUGAAAUGAACAAAAAGCCGCCGGUCGAAACCAUCAAGAUCACUUCUACUGACAAAGUCGUGUCCACUCUGCAACGAUGGGCACCAACAACACCUUCUUCUUCGGAGCAGCGCAGAAUCCUUUUCAUCCCUGGAGCUUCUGUUGAUCACCAGAUUUUUGCUUUGCCAACCAUUGACACCAAUGCUGUCGAGUACUUCCAAGCAGCAGGGUACGAGGUGUUUUGCAUCACGCACCGCACUGGCAAGACUCCCAAUGCCCAGCGAGGUUAUACUACGUAUGACGCCCGGCUCGACAUCCAAGCGGCGUUCAAGGCAAUCCAUCGGAUGCAGGGGUCUACCAGUCCGAUCUAUGUCAUUGCUCACUGUGCUGGCUCGGUGGCACUUUCGGCCGGCUUGCUUGACGGGACCAUUGACUCGAAAUGGAUCAGCGGCCUGACAGCAUCCCAGGUGUUUUUCAACCCGAUGUUUGGAGCCGUGAACAAGGUCAAAGCAUCGUUGCCUAUCUCGCUGACCAAGAUCUACAAGUUGGUGGCAGGAAACUGGUUUUCGUGUAUUUCCACCGAACACGAUUCCCUGGUGCAGCGGCUUUUGAACCAGGUCGUGCGAUUGUACCCUGUGGGAUCUCCUGCGGAACUGUGCAACAGUGUUGUCUGCCAUAGAUCCGAGUUGGUGUUUGGAAGGCUUUGGUCUCAUAAACGACUUAAUUCCGCAACGCACACAAACCUGUCGAAAUUCUUGGGAGGGACGAGCAUGAACUCGCUCAGCCAACUUAUGUACCAAGGCACACAUGGGGAAGUCACCAACAAUAUCCUCGAGUCGCUGGUCACACCGGAAAAUCUGCAACGGUUGAGAGGUCUUCCGAUUCUUUUCAUCUCUGGGUCCGACAAUGUGGUUUACACUCCCGAAAACACAGACAAGUCGUAUACUACUCUGACGGGCAUUUUUGGCAUGUCGGAAUUGUACCAGCGCGAAGUGUUCCCUGGAUAUGGUCACUUGGAUUGCUGGAUGGGUGCAGAGGCUGUCAAAGAUGUGUAUCCUACCGUGCUGGAUCAUGCGGAAAGGUGGGCGGGAUCAAAGAUGCCGAUGGACGGGCAAGGUGGGAGUAUUUGAGGCCAGAGCAGGAAUAAUGGGCUGGGAGCGUUGGAUUCGGAUACUAGUAUGGCAUUUGGUUCUUCUUGGUUGACCAUGCGUGUAACCUAGCAUGGAUGGGUACGAGGAUAUCAAUAUUAUUACCUGGUAACCUUGUCGAGUGUCAUAGGCCCAUAGCUUUAGGGGCUCGCAUCUGGGCUGAUAAUGAUAUUACUCGUUCUGUCAAUCAGUAUCGAUCGGUAUCCUAUGCCUUGGUGAC